GUUUUAAACAGGUAUUAACAGAAUCUUCUUCUUUAUGCUAUAAUAUUAUACCAUCAUUUAUCUAAAAUAUGAUUUACGUCAUCCAGUCAUGCCGUAAACCGUCAUCGUCGCGAAUUUCCUCGGUGAUAAUUAAACAAACAGGAAAAACGAAAAAAUAUCAUGUCAGCAGUUUCAGAAAUUAUCCGUUGUUCAAAUUUUGCAGCCAUUAAACAUAAAGAUCAAAGAAGAAAAGAUAAAGAAGGCACACCAUACAUUAAUCAUCCAAUAGGUGUGGCGAAUAUUCUAACACAAGAAGCAGGUAUAACAGAUGUAGCAGUUAUUCAGGUACAGUGCAAUAUCAGUAACAAGGCAGCCCUACUCCAUGACACAGUGGAAGAUACUAACACCACAUUUGAAGAAAUUUUGGACAAUUUUGGGGAAGAGGUCACAGGUCUUGUUAGAGAAGUAACUGAUGACAAAAAUCUUCCCAAGCUUGAACGGAAGCAGCAACAGAUAGACCAUGCUCCGCACACGAGCUACAAAGCUAAGCUGGUCAAGCUGGCGGACAAGCUGUACAAUCUGCGAGAUCUCAAUCGAUGCACACCUUGUGGAUGGCAAGAAAGCCGGGUAAAAGAGUAUUUCCAGUGGGCCAAAAAAGUUGUCGAUGGACUAAAGGGAACGAAUCAGGCCAUGGAAAACAGUUUGGAUGAAUUGUUUAAAGAAAGGGAUAUUAUGUAAUGUUGUUUAAACAUGUUGUAUUUUGCAUAUUUUAUACACAUACCAUUGAUUAUAUUUUUUAAAAAAACAUUUUUGAAUAAUAUAGAACACUGAACUUCUAUAUGAAAAUUAGUCAAAGUUGUUUUUUUUUAAUUUGUUGAAAAUGUCCACUCCCGGAAGAGAGCUGUCAAAAUAGUGUUAUAUUAAAUAUUGUGUAUAGUACAACUGUUUUUUGAAUAAGGAAUAUCUAUUUUUUUUAACAUAUACACAUACU
This is a messenger RNA of Saccostrea cuccullata (small rock oyster), 970 nucleotides long. RefSeq names its product guanosine-3',5'-bis(diphosphate) 3'-pyrophosphohydrolase MESH1-like. The record is from RefSeq and is a predicted model, not a curated record. The transcript is spliced from 5 exons. Bases 160 to 717 code for a protein of 185 amino acids. Lineage: Eukaryota; Metazoa; Mollusca; Bivalvia; Ostreida; Ostreidae. Gene Ontology annotation, molecular function: guanosine-3',5'-bis(diphosphate) 3'-diphosphatase activity.